CCUAAACCCAUAUUGUUUUGCUGUAUGGAGUUACAGAACUAAGUGUUAAACACUUUCCCAUUCCCUCAAGGUUUUGCUUUUAAUGCUUUGGAAGAAUGGCGGAAGGUGCAGAUGGAGAGGAAGAGAUUCAGUUUCUGCGUACGGAUGAUCAGGUGGUGCUGCAGUGCACCGCGUCCAUUCUCAAGGAACAGAUCAAGCUGUGUCUGUCAUGCGAAGGAUUUGGGAAUCGUCUUUGUUUCCUGGAGACCACCUCCAAUGCACAGAACAUCCCUCCAGACCUCGCGAUCUGCUGCUUCAUUCUGGAACAGUCUCUUUCUGUGCGGGCUUUACAGGAAAUGCUGUCCAACUCGUCAGUGGAUGAGGCUGUUGAUUUGGACAAAUGGUCGUCACAAGGUGGGGGUCACCGCACGCUGCUGUACGGACACGCCAUCCUCCUGAAGCACACUCACUCCAGCAUGUACUUGUGCUGUUUGACGACGUCGCGCUCCCUGACGGACAAGUUGGCUUUCGAUGUGGGUUUGCAGGAAGAUUCCACAGGAGAGGCCUGCUGGUGGACCAUCCAUCCAGCCUCUAAGCAGAGGUCUGAAGGAGAGAAGGUCAGGGUGGGAGACGACCUCAUUCUUGUCAGUGCUUCCUCAGAGCGAUACCUGCAUCUGUCCUACGCCAGCGGGGACUUGAUGGUCGACGCCUCGUUCAUGCAAACACUGUGGACCAUGACCCCCGUGAUGUCUGGCUGUGAGCUGGCUGAAGGUUUUCUGACCGGAGGGUACGUGCUCAGGCUGUUCCACGGUCACAUGGACGAGUGUUUGGCAAUACCUGGAGCUGAACAAGGGGACGACCAGCGCAGAGUUGCUCAUUAUGAAGGAGGGGCUGUAUGCAGUCACGCCCGAUCCCUGUGGAGACUCGAGCCACUUCGCAUCGCUUGGAGCGGGGGUCACAUUAAAUGGGGCCAGUCCUUCCGGAUCCGUCACAUAACAACCGGCCGAUACCUUUGUCUGGAUGAGGAGAAGGGGCUGCUGCUGGUGGACCCGGAGAAGGCCAAUUCCAAGAUGUCGGCCUUCUGUGUCAGGAUUUCAAAGGAAAAAAUCGAAGUGAUCCAAAAGCGAGACGUGGAAGGCAUGGGCACGCCCGAGAUCAAGUACGGAGAGUCCAUGUGCUUCGUACAGCACGUGUCAACCGGCCUCUGGCUCACCUACGCUGCUGUUGACGCCAAAUCUGCCCGCCUGGGUCCUCUAAAGAGAAAGGCCAUACUCCACAAAGAAGGUCACAUGGACGACGCGCUCACAGUGGCUCGAUCGCAGACCGAAGAGUCCCAAGCGGCCAGAAUGAUUUUCAGCACAUCGGCCCUCUUUAACCAGUUCAUCAAAGGUUUAGAUGCUCUGAGUGGGAAAAACAAGUCCGCCAACUCGUCAUCUCUGCCCAUGGACACCGUGGUGCUCUCCCUGCAGGACCUCCUCUUCUACUUCCGCCCCCCCGAGGAGGAGCUGGAGCACGAGGACAAGCAGUUCAAGCUCCGCUCCCUCAAGAACAGACAGAACCUCUUCCAGGAAGAGGGAAUGAUAAGUCACGUCCUGGACUGUGUAGAUCGCCUCAAUGUCUACAACACAGCAGCCCACUUCUCAGAGUACGCUGGGGAGGAGGCCGCAGAGUCAUGGAAGGAGAUCGUCAAUUUACUGUAUGAUUUGCUCGCUUCUCUGAUCAGAGGUAAUCGUGCUAACUGCGCCCUGUUCUGUGAUAACCUCGACUGGCUGGUCAGUAAACUGGAUCGUCUGGAGGCAUCUUCAGGAAUCCUGGAGGUGUUGUAUUGUGUUCUGAUUGAGAGUCCAGAGGUGCUGAACAUCAUCCAGGAAAAUCACAUCAAAUCCAUCAUCUCUCUGCUGGAUAAGCACGGGCGCAACCACAAGGUCUUGGACGUGCUCUGCUCGCUGUGUGUGUGUAACGGGGUGGCGGUGAGGUCCAAUCAGAAUCUCAUCACGGAGAAUCUGCUUCCAGGUCGUGACCUUUUACUUCAAACCAACAUUAUCAAUUACGUUACCAGCAUGAGACCCAACAUCUUCCUUGGAACUUGUGAAGGAUCCACUCAGUACAAGAAGUGGUACUUUGAGGUGAUGGUGGACAAAGUGGAGCCGUUCCUCACGGCUCAGCCGUACCACCUGCGGGUGGGCUGGGCUCUGACGGAGGGCUACAGCCCGUACCCCGGGGGAGGGGAGGGCUGGGGGGCCAACGGGGUCGGGGAUGACCUCUACUCCUACGGCUUCGACGGGCUCCACCUCUGGUCGGGGCGUGUUCCGCGCCAUGUCGCCACGCCCAAUGAGCACCUCCUGGCAGCCGAGGACGUGAUCAGCUGCUGUUUGGACCUGAGCGUGCCCAGUAUCUCCUUCCGAAUCAACGGGCAUCCUGUUCAGGGCAUGUUCGAGAACUUCAACCUGGACAGCUUGUUCUUCCCCGUCGUCAGCUUCUCUGCAGGCGUGAAGUUGCGAUUUCUACUUGGAGGGCGCCACGGGGAUUUUAAGUUCCUCCCACCUCCAGGAUACGCUCCGUGCUACGAGGCGGUUCUGCCGAGGGACCGUCUGCGCAUUGAGCCCAUCAAGGAGUACAAGCAUGAUUUUGAUGGCGUACGCAACCUGUUGGGUCCAACUCAGUGCCUCUCUCAUACAGCCUUCACUCCUGGCCCUGUGGACACUAUACAGAUUGUACUUCCUCCUCAUUUGGAGCGCAUCCGAGAGAAGCUUGCAGAGAAUAGCCACGAGUUAUGGGCUGUGACUCGCAUUGAACAAGGGUGGACCUUCGGAUCAUUUCGUGACGACAACAAGAAGCUGCAUCCCUGCUUGGUGGACUUCCAGAGUCUGCCUGAACCAGAGAAGAACUACAACUUAGCGAUGUCAGGAGAGACACUGAAGACUCUGCUGGCACUCGGCUGUCACGUGGGAAUGGGAGAUGAGAAAGCCGAAGAGAAUCUGAAAAAGAACAAGCUCCCCAAAACUUUCAUGCAGAGCAGCGGAUAUAAGCCCGCCCCUCUGGACCUCAGCUACGUGAAGCUAACUCCCAAUCAGAACACUCUGGUGGAGAGACUGGCAGAAAACGGACACAACGUGUGGGCACGGGACCGGGUUCGCCAAGGCUGGACAUACAGCAUCGUGCAGGACAUAAUGAACAAGCGCAAUCCCCGCCUGGUUCCCUACAACCUGCUCGAUGAAAAGACUAAAAAGACCAACAGGGACACCGUUUCUGCGGCCGUUCGCACGCUCAUCGGAUACGGUUACAACAUAGAGCCGCCGGACCAGGAGAGCAGCGGGCACGGACCAGCGACGGGCGAUAAGAUCAGAGUAUUCAGAGCGGAGAAAUCGUACGCCAUCACACAGGGGAAGUGGUACUUUGAGUUUGAGGCUGUGACAGUCGGGGAGAUGCGAGUGGGCUGGGCCCGGCCCAGUGUCCGCGCAGACACUGAACUCGGUGCCGAUGAGCUGGCGUACGUCUUCAAUGGCUUCAAGGCCCAACGUUGGCAUGUGGGAAAUGAGCCGUUUGGUCGACAGUGGCUCUCUGGCGACGUGGUGGGUUGUAUGAUGGACCUCACGGAGAUGAACAUCAUGUUCACACUCAACGGAGAAAUGUUGAUCAGCGACUCGGGCUCGGAGAUAGCCUUUAAGGAUAUUGAAAUUGGAGAGGGCUUCAUACCCGUGUGCAGUCUGGGCCUGUCCCAGAUCGGCAGGAUCAACUUGGGUCAGAACGUCAGCAGUCUUCGUUACUUUACCAUCUGUGGCCUGCAGGAGGGAUUUGAACCCUUUGCUAUCAACAUGAAAAGAGACAUAACCAUGUGGUUCAGCAAGAGCCUUCCCCAGUUCAUCAAUGUGCCGACGGAUCAUCCUCACAUGGAGGUGUCCCGUGUUGACGGGACCGUGGAAAGCGCCCCGUGUCUCAAAGUGACCCACAAGACAUUCGGAUCGCAGAACGCCAACACGGAUUUGCUAUUCUUCAGACUCAGCAUGCCAGUUGAGUUUCACGAGACCUUCAAAGUUCCGGCGGGCACCACCCUGCUCACCCGCGCACUGACGAUCCCCGAGGACGAGGUGUUGGAGUUCGACCCCGACUCUGACUUUGAAAUACUCAAGAAGUCAGCAAGUCGCAAGGAGCAGGAAGAGGAGAAGAAAGAACCCUCCGUGGCCAAAGAGAUCCCCGCCACUAAAAACGGAGAAAACGAGAAGGAUGCCUCGACUGAGAAAAGCAAGAAGAAAGGAUUCCUUUUCAAGGCUAAGAAGGCUGCGUUAAUUAACCCACCGCCUGUUGUUCCCACCAUGCCGCGCCUGAUGGAAGACGUGGUGCCGGACGACAGGGACGACGUCGACAUCAUCUCCAACACCACGACAUACUUUUAUUCUGUGAGAGUGUUUGCGGGCCAGGAGCCCAGCGGCGUGUGGGUCGGCUGGAUCACGCCCGACUAUCACCAGUACGACCCCCAUUUUGACAUCAGCAAAGUGAGGAACGUCACAGUCACCGUCGGCGACGAUAAAGGAAACAUACACGACAGUAUAAAGCGCAGUAACUGCUACAUGGUGUGGGGAGGAGAGUUCAGCAGCUCCCAGCAGACCCGAGUCAGCCAAGAGGACUUUGUGAUCGGUUGUCUCAUUGAUUUAGAAACGGGACUCAUGACUUUCACUGCGAAUGGAAAAGAGAUCAACACGUUCUACCAGGUGGAGCCCAACACAAAAUUGUUCCCGGCCGUCUUCGUCCUUCCAUCCAGUCAGAAUAUGAUUCAGUUUGAAUUAGGCAAGCUGAGGAACAUUAUGCCGAUCUCAACCGCCAUGUUCCGGAGUGAACGCAAGAACCCCGUUCCCCAAUGCCCCCCCAGGCUGGAUGUCCAGAUGUUAACUCCAGUCAUCUGGAGCCGCAUGCCCAACCACUUCCUGGCUCCGGAGGUGGGUCGUAUCAGUGAGAGACUGGGCUGGGGGGUGCAGUGUCAGGAGCCGCUCACCAUGAUGGCCCUCCACAUCCCAGAAGAGAACAGGUGUAUUGACAUCCUGGAGCUGUCUGAGCGUAUGGACUUAUUGAAGUUCCACUAUCACACUCUGAAGCUGUACGGCUUAGUGUGCGCUCUGGGCAACAACCGCGUGGCUCACGCUCUGUGCAGCCACGUGGACGAGUCGCAGCUCUUCUACGCCAUCGAGAACACCUACCUGCCCGGACCAAUGAGGAGCGGCUUCUACGACCUGCUCAUCAGCAUGCACCUGGAGUCCGCCAAGAGGAACCGACUGGGAACCAACAAGGAAUUCAUCGUUCCGAUGACGGACGAAACGCGCAGCAUCACUCUGUACUCUGACAAAUCGGAUGCGUUACCCGGGGUUGGCCUCACGACGUGCCUGCGCCCCAAACUCCAUUUCUCCUCCAUUGGGUUUAUAGGAACCGAUCUGGGCAUCUACACACUGAGUCCAGUCAUCCCCUUACAGGUGUUGAAGACCAAAGCCCUGACCAUGCUGACGGAGGCCGUGCAAGACGGAGCUCAAGCCAUGAGAGAUCCCGUGGGAGGUAGUGUGGAGUUUCAUUUUGUCCCCAUCCUGAAGCUCAUCAGCACCCUCCUCAUCAUGGGUGUGUUUGACGAUGAAGACGUGACGCACAUCCUGAAGAUGCUCGACCCCAUAGUCUUCAGUGGCAAGAAAGCCGAGGAGCCUGCGGAGGAGAAGGCCAACGUGAAAGGAGAGAAGGAACAAAAAACGCCCUCAAAAGAAGGAGCCGCGAAGGUGGAGCAGCAGGAAGGCGUCAGGGAAGUGGAAGAGGAGGAGGAAUUUGAGGACGAUGGCUUGGGGGAAGAGGAUGAGGAAGAGGAAGAAGAGGGGACGGACGCGAUUGUGCCACAUUUGGAGAAAGUGGAUGAGACUGAGCAAGUAAAUGGAGAGAAAGGAGCCGAGGAAACGGAGAAGGAGAUUAAAGAGGAGAACAAAGGAGAACAACUGGAGCAAGGACUCUUCCAGAUGAAGCUACCGGAGUCGGUCAAAUUGCAGAUGUGUGUGCUACUGCAGUUUUUCUGUGACUGUGAGCUACGUCACAGAGUCGAGGCCAUCACGGCUUUCUCAGACCAGUUCGUAGGCAAGAUCCAGUGCAACCAGCGGCAGCGCUACAACGAGCUGAUGCUGGCCUUCACCAUGAGCGCCGCGGAGACGGCCCGCAAGACCCGGGAAUUCCGCUCCCCACCUCAGGAGCAGGUCAACAUGCUCAUGAACUUCAAGAACUGCACUGAGGAUGAAAAGUGCCCCAUUCCCGAUGAGGUCCGCGAAGCCCUGCUGACUUUUCACAACGCGCUGCUGGCUCACUGCGGUGUUCAUAUCGAGGAAGAAGGACAAGAGGAAGAAGUGGAUAACUCUCUCCGUGGACGACUCGUCCGUUUGUUGGCAAAGGUGAAAAGACUCCGCGAGAAGAAGGUCUUGGUGGAGCCUGAACCGCAGGAAGACAAAAAGCCAAGCACGUUGCAGGAGCUGAUCUCCCACACGAUGAUCCAUUGGGCUCAGGAGUCGUUCAUCCAGAACCCUGAACUGGUGCGCAUGAUGUUCAGCCUCCUUCACCGGCAGUACGACGGGCUCGGCGAGCUCAUGCGAGCCCUCCCCAAGGCCUACAUCAUCAACGCCGUGUCCAUCCACGACACCAUGGACUUGCUGGACUGCCUGGGCCAGAUCCGCUCGCUGCUCAUUGUCCAGAUGGGUUCGGAAGAGGAGAGGCUUAUGAUUCAAAGCAUCGGGGACAUCAUGAGUAACAAAGUGUUCUACCAGCACCCCAACUUGAUGCGAGCCUUGGGCAUGCAUGAGACCGUCAUGGAGGUCAUGGUCAACGUGCUCGGUGGCGGGGACUCAAAGGAGAUCAGAUUCCCUAUGGUUGUGACCAACUGCUGCCGUUUUCUUUGCUAUUUCUGUCGCAUCAGUCGUCAGAACCAGCGCUCCAUGUUCGACCACCUCAGCUACCUUCUCCAGAACAGUGGCAUCGGCCUCGGAAUGCGUGGCUCCACCCCCUUGGACGUGGCCGCAGCCUCGUGUAUCGACAACAACGAGCUGGCGUUGGCUCUCCAAGAGCAGGAUCUAGAAAUGGUGGUGAAGUAUCUCGCUGGAUGUGGACUUCAGAGCUGUCCGAUGCUGCUGGCCAAAGGCUAUCCGGACAUCAGCUGGAAUCCUUGUGGCGGAGAGAAAUACCUCGACUUCCUUCGUUUCGCCGUGUUUGUCAAUGGAGAGAGCGUCGAGGAGAACGCCAAUGUGGUGGUGCGCCUCCUCAUCCGCAGGCCCGAGUGCUUUGGUCCAGCCCUGAGAGGAGAGGGUGGUAAUGGUCUGUUGGCCGCAAUAGAGGAGGCCAUCAAGAUCUCAGAGGACCCUGCAAGGGACGGCCCCAGUGUUAAGAAAGACAGACGCUUUCCCAUGUUCGGAGGAGAGGAGCAGCAUGAAGAGAACAAGGUGCACCUGGGAAAUGCCAUCAUGUCCUUCAACUCUGCCCUCAUUGACUUGCUGGGACGCUGCGCUCCAGAGAUGCAUUUGAUCCAGGCGGGUAAGGGGGAGGCCCUGAGAAUCCGAGCCAUCCUGAGAUCUCUGGUCCCCAUCGAGGAUCUGGUGGGCGUCAUCAGCCUUUCUGUUCAGAUUCCUUCGUUCGGAAAAGACAACAGCAUCGUAGAACCAAAGAUGUCGGCGAGCUUCGGGCCCGAUCACAAGGCUCCCAUGGUGCUGUUCCUGGACAGAGUGUACGGUAUUGACAACCAGGACUUCCUGCUCCACGUGCUGGAGGUGGGCUUCCUCCCCGACAUGAGGGCUGCUGCCUCUCUGGACACGGCUGCGUUCAGCACCACGGAGAUGGCCCUGGCGUUGAACCGCUACCUGUGUUCCGCCGUGCUGCCGCUCAUCACCAAGUGCGCCCCGCUCUUCGCCGGCAGCGACCACCGAGCUAUAAUGAUCGACUCCAUGCUGCACACCAUCUACCGGCUGUCUCGAGGACGAGCCUUCACCAAGGCCCAGCGAGACAUCAUCGAAGAGUGCCUCAUGGCUUUGUGCAAACAUCUGCGUCCGUCCAUGCUUCAGCACCUGCUGAGACGGCUGGUGUUCGAUGUGCCCAUUCUCAAUGAGUUCGCCAAAAUGCCCCUAAAGCUCUUGACCAAUCACUACGAGCGCUGUUGGAAAUAUUAUUGCCUCCCUAACGGUUGGGGCAACUUUGGAAUCUCAUCAGAAGAGGAGCUGCAUCUGACCCGCAAACUGUUUUGGGGGAUCUUUGAAUCGCUGACACAAAAGAAAUUCGAUGCUGAGAUUUUCAAAAUUUCAAUGCCAUGCAUCUGCGCCAUUGCCGGAGCCAUUCCUCCCGACUACGUGGACGCCAGCUACUCCUCAAAAACAGAGAAGAAGGCUUCAGUAGAUGCAGAGGGCAACUUUGAUCCUAAACCAGUAGAGACCACAAACACUAUCAUCCCAGAGAGACUGGAUCCCUUUAUCAACAGAUACGCUGAAUAUACACACGAUAGAUGGGCCUUUGAAAAGAUCCAGAAUAACUGGUCAUACGGCGAGGUGCUGGAUGAAAAUGCAAAAACUCAUCCCAUGCUCCGACCGUACAAAACCUUCUCGGAGAAGGACAAAGAGAUAUACCGCUGGCCAAUCAAGGAGUCGGUCAAAGCCAUGCUGGCAUGGGAAUGGACCCUCGAUAAAGCUCGAGAGGAAGAGGAGUCAGAGAAGAAGAAGGCCGUCUCCCGAAAGAUCUCACAAACUGCUCAGGCAACCUAUGACCCGAGCAGUGGCUACAGUCCACAGCCCAUCGAUGUCACACACAUGGCUCUUUCAAGAGACCUGCAGUCUAUGGCAGAGCAACUGGCAGAAAACUACCACAACACCUGGGGCCGAAAGAAAAAGCUGGAACUGCAGUCUAAAGGAGGAGGAACACAUCCUUUGCUGGUGCCCUACGACACUCUGACGGCAAAAGAAAAGGCACGAGACAGAGAGAAGGCUCAUGAACUGCUCAAGUUCCUGCAGCUUAAUGGAUAUGCGGUCACAAGGAGCCUGAAAGACAUGGAGUCUGACAUCUCGUCCAUCGAGAAGAGAUUCGCUUACGGUUUCCUGCAGAAGCUUUUGAAAUGGAUGGAAAUCGCCCAGGAGUUCAUCGCUCACCUUGAGGCCGUGGUGAGCAGUGGACGAGUGGAAAAGUCUCCUCAUGAGCAGGAAAUCAAGUUCUUUGCCAAGAUCUUGAUGCCUCUCAUCAACCAAUACUUUAAAAACCACUGCCUCUACUUCUUGUCGACGCCUGCAAAGGUUCUGGGUAGCGGUGGGCACUCGUCCAAUAAAGAGAAGGAGAUGAUCGCAAGUAUCUUCUGUAAAAUGUCUGCUCUGGUGAGGCAAAGAGUUUCUCUCUUUGGAACGGACGCGUCCGCCAUCGUUAACUGUCUUCACAUUCUGGCGCGGUCAUUGGACGCAAGGACAGUGAUGAAGUCCGGGCCUGAGAUUGUGAAAGCAGGGCUGCGCUCGUUCUUUGAGAGCGCUGCUGACGACAUAGAGAAGAUGGUCGAGAACCUCAAACUGGGGAAAGUAUCCAAAGGCAAUCAGCAAGUGAAAGGCGUCUCCCAGAAUAUUAACUACACAACCAUCGCGCUGCUCCCGGUGCUCACCUCCCUAUUUGAUCACAUCGCUCAGCACCAGUUUGGAGAUGAUGUCAUGCUGGAUGAUCUACAGAUGUCGUGCUACCGCAUCAUGUGCAGCAUCUACUCCCUGGGGACGGUGAAGAAUCCACAUGUUGAGAGGCAGAGACCAGCUCUCGGAGAAUGUCUGGCUCACCUUGCAGCAGCCAUGCCCGUGGCCUACCUGGAGCCCCAUCAGAAUGAAUACAACGCUUUCUCUGUCUACACCACAAAGACACCCAGAGAAAGAGCCAUCUUGGGCCUUCCCAAUAAGGUCCAGGAAUUAUGUCCGGACAUCCCAGAGCUGGACGCUCUGCUGAAGGAGAUCGGGGACUUGGCCGAGUCGGGGGCCCGUUACACCGAGAUGCCCCACGUGAUCGAUAUCACGCUGCCCAUGCUGUGCAACUACCUGCCGCGCUGGUGGGAGAGAGGCCUCGAGAACUUCCCCGAGAUGGAGGGCCAGAUCUGCACCGACGUCACGUCCGAGCAUCUCAAUCAGCUGCUGGGCAGCAUCAUGAAAAUAGUGGUCAACAACUUGGGUAUCGAUGAAGCCUCCUGGAUGAAGAGGUUGGCUGUGUUUUCACAGCCCAUCGUCAGCAGGGCGAAGCCGGAAAUGCUAAAGUCCCACUUCAUCCCCACGAUGGAGAAGCUGAAGAAGCGCACUUCAAAGGUGGUGGCCGAGGAAGACCAUCUGAGGAUGGAGGGGAAAUCCGAGGGGGACGAGGAAGACGGCACCAUACGCGAUGAGUUCGCUGUCCUCUGCAGAGACUUGUAUGCCCUCUACCCGCUGCUUAUUCGCUACGUGGACAACAACAGGGCGAGGUGGCUGACAUGCCCAGACCCCGACGCAGAAGAGCUCUUCCGGAUCGUCGGAGAGGUUUUCAUUUUCUGGUCCAAAUCUCACAACUUCAAACGAGAGGAGCAGAACUUUGUUGUGAUGAAUGAGAUCAAUAACAUGUCGUUCCUCACCGCCGACAGCAAGAGCAAAAUGAGCAAGGGCGGGGACUCAGAGGGCGGAGGCUCAGACACCGAACGCACCAAGAAGAAACGGCGUGGGGAUCGUUACUCCGUGCAGACGUCACUUAUCGUGGCCGCCUUAAAAAAGUUGCUCCCCAUCGGCCUCAACAUGUGCUCCCCCGCCGAUCAGGAGCUCAUCAACUUGGCCAAGAUCAGAUACUCUUUGAGAGACACUGAUGAAGAAGUGAGAGAGUUCCUGCAGAACAACCUCCAUCUCCAGGGCAAGGUGGACAACCCCUCCAUGCGCUGGCAGAUGGCCUUGUACAAGGAGAUGGCGGGGAAAGCCGAAGAUGCCGACGCUCCGAUGAAAGUUGUCAAGAGGGUGCAGGAGGUUUCCGCUGUGCUCUACCACCUGGAAGUGACGGAGCACCCGUUUAAAUCCAAGAAGAUGGUGUGGCACAAGCUGCUGUCCAAGCAGCGCCGCAGGGCGGUGGUGGCCUGCUUCAGGAUGACGCCUCUCUACAACAUCCCAAGGCAUCGAGCUUCAAACAUGUUCCUCGAGGGAUACAAACGCAACUGGCUCCACUCCGAGGGUUACUCGUUUGAAGACCGCAUGAUAAACGACUUAUCCAAAGCCAUGAAGCAAGAGGAAGGAGAUGAAGAGGAGGAGAGAGAAACCAAGCCCGACCCCCUCCACCAGCUCAUUCUGCAUUUCAGUCGUACCGCUCUUACAGAAAAGAGUAAACUUGAUACAGAUCAUCUUUAUAUGGCAUAUGCAGAAAUUAUGGCAAAGAGUUGCCAUAUUAGUGAGGAAGAAGAAGGGAGAGAGGAAAUGGUGAAAAAUGCUGAGGAUGAGAUGUCCUUUGAGGUGCGACAGUCAGAACUGGAAAAAGAAAUGGAGAAACAAAGACUCUUGUACCAGCAGUCCAGACUUCAUAACCGCGGCGCCGCUGAGAUGGUCCUGCAAAUGAUCAGUGCCUGCAAAGGUGAAACCGGACCGAUGGUGACUACGACCCUCAAGCUGGGCAUCUCCAUCCUUAACGGUGGAAACAGCGAAGUUCAACGGAAAAUGCUGGAGUACCUGAGGGAUAAAAAGGACGUGGGCUUCUUUUUGAGCGUCCAGGCACUGAUGCAGACGUGCAGCGUCUUGGAUCUGAACGCCUUCGAGAGGCAGAACAAGGCCGAGGGGCUGGGCAUGGUCUCAGAGGAGGGCACCAACGAGAAGGUGAUGUCAGACGAUGAAUUCACCUGCGACCUCUUCCGCUUCCUGCAGCUGCUUUGUGAAGGUCACAACAACGAUUUCCAGAACUACUUGCGGACGCAGACGGGCAACACGACCACCAUCAACAUCAUCAUCUGCACCGUGGAUUACCUCCUCAGACUCCAGGAGUCCAUCAGUGAUUUCUACUGGUAUUACUCCGGCAAGGACAUCAUUGAUGAACCGGGAAAGAAGAAUUUCUCAAAAGCGAUGACUGUGGCAAAGCAGAUCUUCAACAGCCUCACUGAGUACAUUCAGGGUCCGUGCACCGGGAACCAACAGUCCCUGACCCACAGCCGGCUGUGGGACGCCAUCGUCGGGUUCCUUCACGUCUUCGCCCACAUGAUGAUGAAGCUGGCACAGGACUCCAGCCAGAUCGGUCUGCUGAAGGAGCUUCUGGACCUCCAGAAGGACAUGGUUGUUAUGUUGCUCUCACUGUUAGAGGGAAACGUGGUAAACGGUACCAUCGCACGCCAGAUGGUGGACAUGCUGGUGGAGUCCUCCAGCAACGUGGAGAUGAUCCUCAAGUUCUUCGACAUGUUCCUCAAGCUGAAGGACAUCGUGGCCUCGGACGCGUUCCGCGAUUACGUCACGGAUCCCCGGGGCCUGAUCUCCAGGAAGGACUUCCAGAAAGCCAUGGACAGCCAGAAGCAGUACUCGCCCUCGGAGAUCCAGUUCCUGCUGUCCUGCUCCGAAGCCGACGAGAACGACAUGAUCCACUACGAGGAGUUCGCCGAUCGCUUCCACGAGCCCGCCAAAGACAUCGGCUUCAGCAUCGCCGUUCUCCUCACCAACCUGUCGGAGCACGUGCCGCACGACAUCCGGCUCAAGAACUUCAUCGAGCAGGCGGACAACGUGCUCAACUACUUCCGCCCCUUCCUGGGCCGCAUCGAGAUCAUGGGCGCCAGCAGGAAGAUCGAGCGCAUCUACUUCGAGAUCACCGAGGUGAACCGGAAGCAGUGGGAGAUGCCGCAGGUCCGAGAGUCCAAGCGGCAGUUCAUCUUCGACGUGGUCAACGGCGGCGAGUCGGAGAAGAUGGAGAUGUUCGUGAACUUCUGCGAGGACACCAUCUUCGAGAUGAACAUCGCCUCGCAGAUUGCCGAGCAGGAAGAAGAGUGGAAGGGCGAGGAAGACGAUGAGGGAGAGGAAGUCGCGAGCGAGGCGGGAGAGGCGGCGAACGGAGGCGGAGGCGACGAAGACAACAACGGCGAGGAAGGGCAGCCCGAGUCCAGCUCCGCCUUUGUGGAUUUCAUAAACAGCGUGCUGUGCUUCUUCCGCAUUUUCACCUUCCGUAACCUCCGCCGGCAAUACCGCCGCGUGAGGAAGAUGACGCUCAAGGAGAUCGUGGUGGCUCUGUCCACCUUCUUCUGGACCAUCCUGAUGAGCAUCCUCCACUUCAUCUACAACGUGUGCAAAGGCUUCUUCAUGAUCAUCUGGCAGACGCUGUUCGGCGGCGGCUUGGUGGAGGGGGCGAAAAACAUCACCGUCACGGAGAUCCUCGCGAGCAUGCCGGACCCCACGCAGGACGACGUGCACGGAGACGGGCCGGGGGAGCCGAGGACGGGCGAGGAACAAGACACCGGAGGGGUGACGGACACCGGGGAGACGGGGAGCGGAGAGGAGGAAGAGGAGGACACGCAGGAUAAAGAGGGCGGGAGGGUACCGGGGAUGGAUGUUCCGGGUGGACUCGGAGACAUGGGUGUCGAAUCCCCCGUUGAACCUCCGACACCUGAAGGGACGCCCAUCACCAGGAGGAAAGUGCAACCAGAAGAGAAAGCACCCGACCCCGUUCCUGUCGUCGUGGUAACGCCCCCAGAACCCGAGAAGGCCGACAUUGAGAAAGCGGAGAAAGAAUCCCAGAUUAAGGAGGAAGAGAAGCAAAAAGAAAGAAAGAGAGCGGCCAAAAAGAAGGAAAAGCCGACGAGGGAAGGCAGAUUUAAUAUCUGGAACGAGCUGGAAAACCAAAGGAAUAAAUUCAUGAACUACCUCUCCAGGAACUUCUACAAUUUACGUUUCCUGGCGCUGUUCCUGUCGUUCGCCCUGAACUUCAUCCUCCUCUUCUACAAAGUGUCAGACUCCCGGCAAGAGGCCGAGGACGUGGAAGGAUCCGGACUGUCGGAGGGCAGCGGGAUGUUUGAAGCCUCCGGGUUCUUUGAGGGAUCGGGGGAGGAGCCCGAGGGAUCUGGAAUGGGUGAAGGAGAAGAGGACGAGGAAGAGGUCCCGAUUUAUUUCUACUUAGAAGAGAGCACGGGCUACAUGCAGCCCACGCUGUCUUUCCUCGCCGCCUUGCACACGGUCAUCUCGUUCAUCUGUAUCAUCGGCUACAACUGCCUCAAGAUUCCUCUGGUGCUCUUUAAAAGGGAGAAAGAACUUGCAAGGAAGCUGGAGUUUGACGGCCUCUUCAUCACGGCGCAGCCGGAGGACGAUGACAUCAAGGGCCAGUGGGACCGACUGGUCCUGAACACACUCUCUUUCCCAAACAACUAUUGGGAUAAAUUUGUCAAGCGGAAGGUUCUGGAUAAGUACGGCGACAUUUACGGCAGAGAAAGAAUCGCUGAGCUCCUGGGUGUGGAUCUGGCUUCGCUGGAUGUGAGUCAGCAGCAUGAGAAGAAACAGGAGGAGCCAGACAGCUCCGUGUUUGCCUGGUCGUCCACCAUCGACAUGAAGUACCAAGUCUGGAAAUUCGGUGUUAUAUUCACAGACGGUACCUUCCUGUACCUCUGCUGGUACACCAUCAUGUCUCUUCUCGGCCACUACAACAACUUCUUCUACGCCUGCCACCUGCUGGACAUCGCCAUGGGCGUCAAGACGCUGCGCACCAUCCUGUCCUCCGUCACGCACAACGGCAAACAGCUCAUGAUGACCGUGGGCCUGCUGGCCGUGGUGGUCUACCUCUACACCGUGGUCGCCUUCAACUUCUUCCGCAAGUUCUACAACAAGAGCGAAGACGAGGACGAGCCGGAUAUGAAAUGCGACGACAUGAUGACCUGUUACCUGUUCCACAUGUACGUGGGCGUGCGUGCGGGCGGGGGCAUCGGUGACGAGAUCGACGACCCCGCCGGAGACGAGUACGAGCUGUACCGGGUGGUGUUCGACAUAACGUUCUUCUUCUUCGUCAUCGUCAUCCUGCUGGCCAUCAUUCAGGGUCUGAUCAUCGACGCCUUCGGAGAACUCAGAGACCAACAGGAGCAGGUCAAGGAGGACAUGGAGACGAAAUGCUUCAUCUGCGGCAUCGGAAGCGACUACUUUGAUACGACGCCGCACGGCUUCGAGACGCACACGCUGGACGAACACAACCUGGCCAACUACAUGUUCUUCUUGAUGUAUCUUAUCAACAAAGAUGAGACGGAGCACACCGGGCAGGAGUCGUACGUGUGGAAGAUGUACCAGGAGCGCUGCUGGGACUUCUACCCGGCCGGAGACUGCUUCAGGAAGCAGUACGAGGACCAGCUCUCAUAACCCACCACGACGCCGCACGGAGGUAACCACGACGACGCCGCACGGAGGUAACCACGACGACGCCGCACGGAGGAAACCACGACGACCGCAGCGCUGCUCGUGUUCAUCAUUCCUGACGACGCUCACGGAGAAAUGACUCACGAAAAAUGCGAAAAUAACUUUUUCAUGAACAAUUUACAGCGAGAACAUGACGUCAAAACAUGAAAUGCAAAUGGGAUUCACACUGUUUUAGUUCGGUUUAGUGUCAUCACGUAUUUAAUAAUAUUUAAUUAUACAACCAUUUGCAUGAAAAUGUUUCCUCCAAACUAAUUCAGGGUUAUUAUGGGAUUCCAUAAACGAGUUUUAACUAGUUUUCUCCUUGUGACAAGAUAAAAGUGCCGAGCAUCGAUUACCACACGUGUAAAAGUACGCUUCACACUUUUCUGUCUUUAUGUGUAAUCACUAGUUUGAUUCAAAUGAAUUAUAUAUAUUUUUUCUGAUUAUUGUCACUUUCACUUUUGCGUAUUCAUUUUUAAUUUCUCUUUGUUUAGUUUUUUUUGAUUUAUUUUAAAUAUUUUUGUUUAUUGUUUUUCAAGACGAGUUAAAGGUCUUUGUAAUGUGACAUUAUGCUCACCUGCAUCAUAUUGUACGUGUAUUGUAUAAUAUAUAUAUGUAAAUAUAUAUAUAUGUAUGUGUGUAUAUAUAUAUGUAUGUAUGUGUAUAUGUAUAUAUAUAUAUACAUGUAUGUGUGUGUAUAUAUAUAUAUAUAUGUGUGACGGUGCUAAUGUCCAUUUAAAACCCUUAAAAUGUGGUACACUUACUUUAGGGAUGCAAUUCCGGGUCAGUGAAUAUAUUUCUACUAAAUUAUAAGUGGCGAUCAAAAGGUAUUUAAAUUAGAUUAAAAAUCUGCAAUUUUACUUAAUUAUGUAGUAAAAUGACACAGGAAAGGACUGAAAGGCAAAAGAUGGCGAGAGGAAGUGCCCGUCGGGCCGCGGUGGCGCCGGGAGGCUGAGAGACACUGUGGUGUUUGUCCGGUGGACGUCUCUGCGGUUGUGAACUCAGUUUUUUGGGGAUUCAAAUGAGAAUGUUGGAAAAUGAGCCCAAGAGAUUUAUUUAUUUAAACGGAAUCCCAAAAAUAACUUUUAUUAUUUCUUGUGUUUGUAAAACUGAAAUGAUAUUAAAAGAUAAAUAUGUAAAAGAAAACCGAUGA
Messenger RNA from Pseudoliparis swirei, 16476 nucleotides. Its product is annotated as ryanodine receptor 1-like. NCBI's taxonomy places the organism in Eukaryota, Metazoa, Chordata, Actinopteri, Perciformes, Liparidae. Gene Ontology annotation, biological process: intracellular calcium ion homeostasis; calcium ion transmembrane transport. Gene Ontology annotation, molecular function: ryanodine-sensitive calcium-release channel activity; protein binding. The record is from RefSeq and is a predicted model, not a curated record. Gene Ontology annotation, cellular component: sarcoplasmic reticulum membrane; calcium channel complex; Z disc. The transcript is spliced from 106 exons. The coding region runs from base 96 to 15287 and encodes 5063 amino acids.